Molecule: messenger RNA, 1533 nt
Organism: Fusarium poae
Lineage: Eukaryota; Fungi; Ascomycota; Sordariomycetes; Hypocreales; Nectriaceae
Exons: 2
Coding region: 1-1533 (510 amino acids)
Molecular function (GO): N-acetyltransferase activity
Source: RefSeq, a predicted model, not a curated record
AUGAACCGCUUUCGUAACAACCACACCGCAAAGAACUCUGUGAAAAAUGACAGAGUGUUAAGAAAACUAAGCCCAGUAGAAGGCUUCCAAGCUGCUGGGCAUUCACUGCGCAUCUAUGUUGGAUGCGCGAUAGCUUGCCGCUACCAUGUACCAAAGAGCUUUCAAGGUUCUACUGCUGAAUCAGAACUCGAACAUAAACUUGAGCACUCAAUUGCGUGUGCUAUCGCUCAGCAUCCUCUUUUCACCGUUGGUCGAAUUAAUGAGGCGUCAAAGAAGCAAUAUUGGGUUCGACUGGACCAUAUUGACUUCAACUACCACAUCACUUGGCAGACAAUCUCCGAGGGAGAGGACUACAAGACAGCACUUGAUGCCGCUUUAGACUGGCAGGUCAAUGAACAGUAUACUGAUUUGGAAACGAGACCUCAGUGGAGAGCAACAAUUUUAAAGUCUGCAAAAGGCGAUUUUGUCGAUGUCAUCUUUGCUUGGGAUCACACAGUAGGAGAUGGGAAAAGUGGAAGAUUCUUCCACGAUAGUCUCCUCGCAUGCCUUAACAAAGAGGCACACAGUGAUAUGAUCAUCUUGAAAGACAGAUCUUUCAAAGUGCCCAUUACUGACUUUACUCCUCCGCUACAUCAUUUGCUCAAGCUACCAGUUUCGCUCAACUUCAUCUUCUCUACCUUCAGCCAAGAUUUGAUGCCGCAGUCGAAAUCCACGAAACCUCAAACCGCGAACUGGGCACCAAUUACAAUGGAACCAUACGAGACCCGUCUCAAAUCGAUCACCCUUGCGAAUGAUGUCUUGAAGCCUGUACUAGACGCUUGUCGCAAACAGGAAACGACAUUGACGGGGCUUUUGCAUGGUCUCAUCUCAGUAUCAAUGGCAACUCGACUCGCCGAAGACAAAGCUCGUGCGUUUGAAUGUGGGACACCUGUUUGCCUGAGACAGUUCCAGCAACCAGGAAUGUCAAAGGUGGACUUGAACCAGACAGCUAUUAACAGUGUGGUAUAUUGGCCCUAUGUAUUUGAGCCAGGUCUUGUUGCGACAAUUAGACAACAAGUUAGCGAUGCCCAGGCAAAUUCUGAGCUAAACAAGAAGAUCGAGGACACAGUUUGGUCUGUAUCCAAGUCCCUGAGAGAAGGAUUGUCCGCCAAGUUGAAGCUUGGUGCUAAGAAUGAUACAAUCGGACUUGCAAAGUUUAUCACUGACUGGAAGUCAUAUCUCAAGGAAAACUCCAAGAUACGUACGCACUCCUGGGAGGUCAGCAACCUGGGAGUCAUACAAGGAGAGUUGCCAGGUGAUACUGGCACUGAGGACUGCUGGAAGGUGGAGGACGCUACAUUUACCCAAAGUGCAUCUGUGGCUGGACCGGCCUUGACUUUCAGCGUGAUUUCAGUCAGAGGUGGAGGUCUCACUCUUUCGUGCAGCUGGCAAACUGGGGUAGUUGAUGAUGGGUUGGCUGAAGGUGUUUCCAAUGAUCUCGGAACGUGGUUAGAUGGUUUGGGUCGGCAUGGUUGUAUUAAUUUCACCACAUGA